This is a messenger RNA of Microcebus murinus (gray mouse lemur), 1184 nucleotides long. NCBI's taxonomy places the organism in Eukaryota, Metazoa, Chordata, Mammalia, Primates, Cheirogaleidae. The record is from RefSeq and is a predicted model, not a curated record.
UCGGCGGAGCCGCCAGGGGGCGCUGCGCGCCGUGCGGGCGCGGGUCUUCCUCCUUCCCUGCCUCCUCCCUCUCGCUGCUCCGCCCUCGCGAGUUAUCGCGCCAAAGUUAAACCCGCCCUGGCCCGCCCCGCCCCUCGUCCCGCGCGCUGGCCCCGCCACCGGAAACCCCAGCGCCAUGUCAAAGAAAAAAGGACUGAGUGCAGAAGAAAAGAGAGCCCGCAUGAUGGAAAUAUUUUUUGAGACAAAAGAUGUAUUUCAAUUAAAAGACAUGGAGAAGAUUGCUCCCAAGGAGAAAGGCAUUACUGCUAUGUCAGUAAAAGAAGUCCUUCAAAGUUUAGUUGAUGAUGGUAUGGUUGACUGUGAGAGGAUUGGAACUUCUAAUUAUUAUUGGGCUUUUCCAAGUAAAGCUCUUCAUGCAAGGAAAUGUAAGUUGGAGGUUCUGGAAUCUCAGUUGUCUGAGGGAAGCCAAAAGCAUGCAAACCUACAGAAAAGCAUUGAAAAAGCUAAAAUUGGUCGACAAGAGACGGAAGAGCGAACUAGGCUAGCAAAAGAACUUUCUUCACUUCGAGACCAAAGGGAACAGCUAAAGGCAGAAGUAGAAAAAUACAAAGAAUGUGACCCGCAAGUUGUAGAAGAAAUACGUCAAGCAAAUAAAGUAGCCAAAGAAGCUGCUAACAGAUGGACUGGCCAAAGCACCUCCCAUGGUAUUAUAACAUAAAAGAAUUACAACCUUGAAGUACUCCACCUGGGGAACCAGAGUCUACCAUGGACACAAAAGAACAUCUCGGCAGCUGGUUCUAUCACAGAAAUUUCAGCGAACAUCAGGAAGAAGAAUGACAUAACCCAUCAUAGCGUCUUCCAACUCAAGCUAACAGGGUGGGGCUGAUUCACACAAGUACCACCUACCAUCACCAGAGUAAACUUGGGGACUUAACUCAUUACACAUUGUUGGGAAGAGGUGAAGACAGCAGGUCAGAGGUAACCUGAGACCUGCUAGAACACUCCAUAGGCAACUCAUAACCAGCACUCCUCUCCCUGGCACAUUCAGGGAUUGAUCUUCAGGCACCUGGAGACAGGCCCAUAAAUCAGGCCAGCUCCCCAGGUCUUGACUGAGAGGCGAGAUGAGAAGGAAUCAGUGAAAGAAUUCUGGAAACGAAAAAUCAGAGUGAAAGGAUACCCCCAAA